Molecule: messenger RNA, 4555 nt
Organism: Balaenoptera acutorostrata (minke whale)
Lineage: Eukaryota; Metazoa; Chordata; Mammalia; Artiodactyla; Balaenopteridae
Gene: ASPHD2
Product: aspartate beta-hydroxylase domain containing 2
Exons: 5
Coding region: 415-1482 (355 amino acids)
Source: RefSeq, a predicted model, not a curated record
CACCGCGGAGCGCAGCGCGGCGUCGGCAUCGGCUGGGGACCGGCUCGGUUCCGGCUAGGGCUCCGGCGGCGUGGGCCGGGCAGCAGCGGGGUAGUGGCUCCGCGGGGUGGGCAGGGGGCGUCCGGGCGUCCGCACGCUCGGGCGGCGGCGUCGCCUCUGCCCCAGCGGUCGCGUCCGCCGCCCGCGCGCUCGGGCGCAGGUUUGGACUGCCUAAAAAAGUCAUUUCACGGUGACCAGCCCCACUUGCCGACGUGACCUAAAGCCACUCCUUUGCCCCCAUCCGCAGUGACUUUUGCCGGGAGCGGGGGGCUGGGCACAGACGUCUGUCCAUGCUGCCCUUGGCAGGACCCGAGGAACCGUGGCAGCCAUGCCCCCGCCUGCCCCAGCCGCCCCUCACCCCCUACACUGACCUGCAUGGUAUGCGUGCCCUCGGGAUCCCCGAGGACUGACCAGCUGACCUCGCUUCGGAUCCCCAACAGCUCCCCCAAAAUGUCGCUCGAGUGGCUGGUGGCCUGGAGCUGGUCGCUGGACAGCCUGAGGGACUGCAUCGCCACCGGCAUCCAGUCCGUGCGGGACUGCGACACCACGGCCGCGGUCACCGUGGCCUGCCUGCUGGUCCUGUUCGUGUGGUACUGUUACCACGUGGGCAGGGAGCAGCCCCGGCCCUACGUCUCGGUCAAUGCCCUGAUGCAGGGCCCCGAGGCCACGGGGCUGCAGAACGGGUUCGUGUACUGCCAGUCCCCCGAGUGCGUGCGCUGCAGCCGCAGUGAGGGUCUCAACCAGAAGCUCUACCACAACCUGCAGGAGUACGCCAAGCGCUACUCCUGGUCCGGCAUGGGCCGCAUCCACAAGGGCAUCCGCGAGCAGGGCCGCUACCUCAGCAGCCGGCCCUCCAUCCAGAAGCCCGAGGUCUUCUUCCUGCCCGACCUCCCCACCUCGCCCUACUUCACCCGGGACGCGCAGAAGCAUGACGUGGAGCUGCUGGAGCGCAACUUCCAGACCAUCCUGUGCGAGUUUGAGGCCCUGUACAAAGCCUUUCCAAACUGCAGCCUCCCGCAGGGCUGGAAAAUGAACAGCACCCCCAGUGGGGAGUGGGUCACCUUUUACUUGGUCAAUCAGGGGGUCUGCGUCCCCCGGAACUGCAGGAAGUGCCCACGGACGUACCGCUUGCUUGGAAGCCUUCGGACCUGUAUUGGGAACAAUGUUUUUGGGAACGCGUGCAUCUCCGUGCUGAGCCCCGGCACCGUGAUAACGGAGCACUACGGACCCACCAACAUCCGCAUCCGAUGCCAUUUAGGUCUGAAAACUCCGAGUGGCUGUGAGCUGGUGGUGGGGGGGGAGCCCCAGUGUUGGGCAGAAGGCCGCUGCCUCCUCUUCGAUGAUUCUUUCCUGCACGCCGCGUUCCAUGAAGGCACACACGUUGGUCCUAACUUCGGAUCACCUACCUACCCUUACCCAUAUCUCCCACUUCCGCCGCGUUAGCCACCCCGGAUUCAAGCCACAGCCUCCUGGUGGUUCCACUCCUGCCCUGCUUCUCACCCAUCUGAGAGCCAGUGACGUUUCCAACGAGAACCAAAUUGAGUCACUGCUCUGCUUAAAGGCUCCCCUUCGCCCAGUGUCUCGGCCACCUUGCAAGGGCCUUCACGGUGCGAGCCCUCGCUCCCCGCCCGCGCUCCGUAGCACCGCACUGUUGAAAGACAGAGGCUUGGCAUGGCCAGAAGGACAGACACAUCAAGUUUGCAGGGUGGGCGCGUUAGUUUCCCAUGGCUGCUCUAACAAACUUCUACGAACCUGGUGGCUUAAAACAACUGAACUCGGGCUUCCCUGGUGGCGCAGUGGUUGAGAAUCCACCUGCCAAUGCAGGGGACGUGGGUUCGAGCCCUGGUCUCGGAAGAUCCCACAUGCCGAGGAGCAACUAAGCCCGUGAGCCACAACUACUGAACCUGCGCGUCUGGAGCCUGUGCUCCGCAACGAGAGGGGCCGCGAUGAAGAGUGGCCCCCGCUUGCCGCGGCUGGGGAAAACCCUCGCACGGAGGCGAGGACCCAGCAGAGCCAUGAAUGGAUAAAUAAAUAAAUAAAUUAAUUAAUUAAAAAAAAUAAAUAACUGAACUCGUUCGCUCAUGCUUCUGGAGGCCGAAGUCCAGAAUUGGUUUCGCUGGGCCUAAGUAAGUGCAUUGCCAGAGUCCUGCUCUCCAGGGUAGAGUCCAUUCUUGGCCCCUUCUGCAUCUUGUGGCCGCAUCACUCACCCUCUGCCUCCAUCCUCACUUCUCCUUCUCUUCCGUGAGUCACCUUCUGCCUCUCUGACAAGCACACUUGUGAGGGCACUCGGAUGACCUGCAUCUCAGGAUCCUUAAUCACACCUGCGUGACCCUGAUCACACGACGUAACACUCACAGGACCCUGUUGGUAUCUUUGGGGGCCACCGCUGGGCCCACGACACAGGGCCCGUGGCCUGGUGUGAGGAUGCGCGCUCAGCGGGGAGCAGCCGCGCCCCACUUCCUGCAGGAGGCGUGUGAGGAACGCAGUAACUGGGGGAGUGUGAAGAGCGUCUCGGCCACAUGAGAAAGGCCUGCCGUGGGGCUUCAGCGCUCGAGAGAGGGUGACUGCAACCAAGAGCCAGUCUCCACUGGCGGUACCGUCAAGGUGACAAGAGCCAGAAGCCUAGAUGCUUCCCUCCAGCGGGAGGCGGUUUGAUUAGGCUCAACAUCCCUCCGGGGACCAGAGAGCCUUUCCCGGCAGGAGUCUGAUUGAUUGCCACUGUUAAUCACGCCAUGGGACCUUUUUCCCUGAGGUUCGCAGGUGGCAGCCGCUGGGCAGCCGCAGGGACUGAGCCCAAACAGAGCCUCUCACUUCUCUCCCUCCUCCCGUGUUCGCCGCUCACUGGCGGGAGGCAGUUGUCCUGGAUGAUGGGGGCACUCUGGGGUCUGCCGUAAACCAGGGCGUCCUGCAGACACUGCCGUCCCUGGGGGGCACUGGUGUGCGGGAGUGGCCGUCCCUGGGGGGCACUGGUGUGCGGGAGUGGGGCUCGCCCCCGCGGGAAGGAUCGAACUCUGGAACUGGCAGGAAGAAAGGGGAGGGAGCGCUCAGUUUCUUCCUUAGUGGUGCGGCCCGCUGGGCGAGCUGGUGGCUGGGAUACGGACCGAGGCUUCAUCCCGCAUUUGGCUGAAGGGUCCCCGGGCCAAAGCUGUAGGGAACCUGGUCGGGGGGUAAGAUAUGGGCUUGCGAGUGUACUGCCUAUUUCUGUGACAGAUCACCCCAAGAGUGGCUUAAAACAACACACAUUUAUUAUCUCCCACACUUCCUGAGGGCUAGGAGUUCAGAAGUGGUUCGGCUUGAUGGUUCUGGUUGUUUCUUACGAGGUUGAGUCACAUGUCGGCAGGGGCUGCAGUCCUCUGAAGGCAACCGGGCUGGGAGACCUGCUUCCAAGAAGCCUCACUCACGUGGCCCUGGGCAGGAGACCCUCACCACGAGGGCUUCUCCAUAGGGCUGCCUGGAUGUCAGCUUCUCCCCAGAAUAGGUGAACUGAGAGAGGUGGCAGCUGUGAUGUUUCAUAACCUACUCUCAGAAGUCACACUGUCAUUUUUGCCACAUUCUAGUCAUUAAAAACUAAUCACUAAGUACAGCCCACACUCAAGGGGGAGAAUCAGGUCCCUAAUUUGUAGCAAAGAAAUUGUGGACUUAUUUUAAAAUGGCCGUCGCACGCAGGUCUCACAUUCUGCUGUGCGGACCUGAGGUCACAGGACCUCAUACCUGUGAUCGCUGAGACUCAGCUCAGAGGGAAGCACCGGGCUGCCUCGAGCACUGAUUCUCAGAAACAAGCAUUUUGUAUUACACACAUAUUAGGCUCAACAGCAGUCCUGGGAAAUUAGAUGGGAAGAGAGGUUUCUGAAAGCAAAACAGAGGAGAUUAAGCUCUGCCAAUGGCCUGACAGCCAGGAAAGGGCUCACAGACAGGCAGGAGAUUUCCUUGUGAAGCAGAAAUUGUUUGUUAGAGUCCUUGAGCCCAGGUAGUUAGCUGAGAUACAGGGGGGCAGAUGAAAAUGGGCUCGGGGGCUCCAAGUUCUGUCCUUGUGUCAACACGUAACAGGUCAGAAUUUCACCAAACUCAGGACUUGGAGAUCUCACAAUUCUGGAGCAUCACAAUUCUGGCAAGAGGAAAAAAGUGUGGUUGCUUGAAAAUACCCCAGGACAGAAAGGGAACAUGUUCUGUGUUAAGUCAGUCUUGGGAAUGUUCCUUGAGAGCUUGGCCCCGGGAUUUGUAAGGGACUUUUCCUUGGAGAAUCAGGCAGAGAAGUAGGACAUUGUACAUUUCUCCUAGCCUGAGGUGUGGUCCUCCUCCAUCUGGGAAGCUCACCUCUUAGGCCAGCCAGCGGCAGGAGGGACCCCAGAGAGGUGACAGAAAGGGUGACAUGGGCCUGGUGUGCGGUCCAGCCACGCUGCAGCUGGUGCUCCCUGGAACAGCCCGCCACCCUCGCCCAGACCGUUCUGACAUGCCCUCUUCCUCGCCUAGCCAGGCUGGAUCAGGCAGGGCAAAGAGAAACGUGACCACGUGAAAU